Gossypium raimondii (Peruvian cotton) is the source of this 1671-nucleotide messenger RNA. Its product is annotated as brassinosteroid-related acyltransferase 1. Bases 1 to 1416 code for a protein of 471 amino acids. The transcript has 3 exons. Gene Ontology annotation, molecular function: acyltransferase activity, transferring groups other than amino-acyl groups. The record is from RefSeq and is a predicted model, not a curated record. NCBI's taxonomy places the organism in Eukaryota, Viridiplantae, Streptophyta, Magnoliopsida, Malvales, Malvaceae.
AUGGCCACCCAACAUGAUGAGAAUUAUCCAACUGUUCGGGUUACUAAGACAGUUUCCGUACUCCCAAAGUCCUUGAAUCCAACACAAACGGUCCAUCUGUCUAAUUUGGACAGGCAGUGUCCACUGCUAAUGUACGUGGUUUUCUUUUACAAAUCUUCUGCUGCAUACCAGAACCUGUCUCUGGAUUCAAUUUUUAGUUGCUUAAAAUCUGGGUUGGAAGAGACUCUUUCGAUUUGGUAUCCAGCUGCAGGUAGGUUGAGCUUGAACCCGAGUGAUGGUAAACUUAACCUUUGGUGCAGCAAUGAUGGUGCAGUUCUAGUGGAGGCAGUUACCAGUGCUAAGAUCAUUGAACUUGGAGAUCUUUCUCAAUACAAUGAAUUCUUCGAGCAUCUGGCUUACAAGCCUGAUUUUCAUGGCAACUUCUCGGAGAUGCCAUUAGUUGUUGCUCAGGUUACCGAGUUCGGGUGUGGAGGCUAUUCAAUCGGUAUUGGUUCAAGCCACUCUUUGUUUGAUGGACCAGCCACCUAUGAUUUUCUCCAUGCAUGGGCUUCUAAUUCUGCUAUUUUGAAACAAAAGAGAGGCACCGAGCUUUACAAACCUGUGCAUGAGAGGGGGGUAUUGUUAGUGGAAAAUCCGGGGAUUACAAAGUUGCCUGAAAGUGGGAGCUCGGCCACAAGGGCUGUAGCCAUAGAUCACCUAUACCAGUUGAUAAAACAGGCUAUGAGUGGUCAAACUUGUGGUCCAGAUACGAAGUUUGGAUCCGGAAAACUCCCUGAUGUGGGGAACUCUAAUCUUGUUCUCAAGACAUUCCAUCUCAGUGGUGCAAUGAUAGAAAGCUUAAAAAGCAAGGUCUUUGGUGAGAGGAGUGGCAGCUUUUCAUGUUCAUCCUUUGAGCUGCUUGCUGCUCACUUAUGGAAGGCAAGAACCAAGGCAUUAGGAGUGAUGAAAGGAUCAAAGGUAUGCUUGCAAUUUGCUGUGGACAUAAGGAAGAAGACGGUGCCCCCACUGCCAGAAGGCUUCAGUGGCAACGCUUAUGUAUUAGCCUCUGCUGCCUUAACAGCUGAAGAACUGGAGGCAGGAAGCCAUGAAGAUAUCGUAGACAAGAUAAAAGAAGCCAAGCGUUCGAUUAGCAACGACUAUGUGAUUGCAUAUAACCAGGCGUUAGAUGGGCCUCAGGGCACUCUCCUUCCACUGAAUGAGCUCACCCUUGUCUCUGAUUGGACUAGGAUGCCAUUCCACAAGAUUGAUUUUUUUCACGGAGAAGCAGCCUAUGUGUCUCCAUUGCUUUCUCCAAUUCCACAAGUUGCUUAUUUUAUGCAGAAUCCCAUCGAUUCCAGAGGCAUCGAUAUGAGGAUUGGGUUACUUCCUCAAUCCCUCAAUGCUUUCUCUCACUACUUCCUCACCAAUAUGCAAUAAUUUCCGACUUUUAUCCCACAAUAAUUUUAUACCAUCUUUCUUUGUUUAAAAGGGGAAGUGCAUAACGGGUGAUAAUUUACUUACUUCACUAUGUCCUGAGAAUGAUAUUUCGAAUGCUAUUGUUGUUUCUAAGAAAUAAAGUUCACUCAUUUCUUCAACUAGCAAAUUUGGUCCUAAUUGAAGAAUCCGAUUUUAAUCUUUAAUUAUGAAGUAAAGCUUGUACUAAUACAAAGCAAACCUUAUAAAUCUUCCAUA